Dendroctonus ponderosae (mountain pine beetle) is the source of this 1474-nucleotide messenger RNA. RefSeq names its product integrin alpha-PS2-like. NCBI's taxonomy places the organism in Eukaryota, Metazoa, Arthropoda, Insecta, Coleoptera, Curculionidae. Gene Ontology annotation, molecular function: integrin binding. The coding region runs from base 343 to 1071 and encodes 242 amino acids. The transcript has 7 exons. Gene Ontology annotation, cellular component: integrin complex; external side of plasma membrane. The record is from RefSeq and is a predicted model, not a curated record. Gene Ontology annotation, biological process: cell-cell adhesion; integrin-mediated signaling pathway; cell adhesion mediated by integrin.
UAAACAUUUCCACCAUUAGGUUUGAAACUUGGCUAGUCGAGGCUCAGAUCGGAAAACGAUCACCAGAGGGCACAGCCCACCCAAUCAGCAAUUUAAAACCGUUUGCGCUUAACUGCGGCAAAGUUUGAGUGUUUUUCAACUUAGUCGAUCAAAACCCGCGAAAGAAGAAAAAUGUCGACAUCGGCAUAAAUGUGCGCUCCGCACGCGCUCUUUCUAAUUUCGCCAAAAAAAUGAACAUGCGCCUUUUGCUUUUUUGAGUCGGUUUUUGAAAAUAAAGCGUUUCCUUUUACAAUCGGCAAUAAAGUGCGCGACUAGUUUUUUUUUGCGAAAAUAGUGGCUAAAAUGCAUUUCGCAAGGACUAUGGGAAGUUUUUAUCAAGUGUUGUUUUUUGUGCUUUUUUGGUCGGUUUUCACGGCCGAGGGAUUUAACGUGGACGCUUUCAAUUAUGCGGUGUACGGAACAGAGGACAACUCCAUGUUUGGAUUCACGGUUGCAGUUCAUAAGCAAAAAUACGACAGAGGAUGGAUACUAGUUGGGGCGCCAGAGGCUCAAUCACAGUACCAAUCUUCCAGCGUGCGACUGGGAGGGGUUGUCUACAAGUGCAGAACUGAUGGGGACGAUCCUUGCCAGGAAAUUCCUUUCGAUCGGGAUGGAAAUCAGUAUAUGGCCGGAAAGCAAAUGGACCAAAAGAGCGACCAAUGGUUCGGAGCCACUCUAAGCACGUCGGGCGCAUUGGGAGGACCUAUAGUGGCUUGUGCCCCCCGAUACGUUUGGUACAGCAAGGAAAUGAACCGAAGAGAUCCUGUGGGAACUUGCUUUGUUGCCGACUCUUCGUUCGAAACGUUUGAGGAAUAUUCGCCUUGCAGAACCAGCAAUUGGGGGUACCAUCGACAAGGAUCUUGCCAAGCUGGUUUUAGUGCUGCCAUCAAUUCCAUAGGAGACCGACUGUUUGUGGGAGCCCCCGGAAGCUACUACUGGCAAGGGCAAAUGUACUCUAUCGAUGCCAACUCCAGAUUUAACUAUACACCGGGCCUGCUAGGCACGACGUACGGCGCCAAAGGUAUUUCUUAGCUAGCGUCGGACAUACAUACCAUUUUCUAAUAUGCGCCGCCCAAUCACUACUUAUUCAUUUCUUUGGAUGUGGUUUAGUGAGUCGUGGUUUUCUAAAGGACUGUAAUCUAGACACUUGAAUUCAUCCAGAUUGUUGGAAAAAUCGCCUUCGUCUAGUUGCUUGCUGUUUACUUUUUCUCUGUUCUGUUACUCCCACUGCACACAAAUUUGACCAUGCACCACGUCUUGUUAAGCCACCCCAGACUAAUAAAAUAAAAACCAACGACGCAGCAUCUUCAACUUAUUACCAUGUUAUACCAUUUGGUGUAGGAGUGUUAACUUCCAGGGUGCAGUGUUCUACUAAUGGUCAUUCUUAAUCCAGUACUAAAUUUGUUUAGGCUUUCAAUAAACAUACUAAAUUUGA